CAGCCUUCCAGCUAGACUAACAAAAAACCAGAACCAAGCACAGAAACAUGAAGUUCUUCAUUGCCAGCUUCCUGAUCGCCGCCUGCGUGGCCCUCGCCCAGAGCAGUGUGAUCUACUCCUCCCCGGUGGCCUCCAUUCCAGUGGUGCGCACAGUGCCCGUGGUCCGCAGUGUUCCCGUGGUCCGUCAUGUCCCUGUGGUGCGCAACGUGCCAGUGGUGCGUCAUGUGCCCGUUGUUGACUCCGUGCCAGUGGUGAACUCCGUGGUUCGCGUUGGCCAUGCCGCCGUCUACGAUGCUCCUCUGAUCCAAUCCUACGGCGGCUGGUUGAAGCAGAAGUAGAUGAUGACAAGGAUUUUUGAUGUGAAAAACAAACUCUGAAUAAAACGAACAAAUAUCUAUUAUAAAGUUGAUGAUUUACUUAAAUUAAUAAUAAUAAACAUUACUUAACUUGUUA
This is a messenger RNA of Drosophila eugracilis, 453 nucleotides long. RefSeq lists its product as uncharacterized. The transcript has 2 exons. The record is from RefSeq and is a predicted model, not a curated record. NCBI's taxonomy places the organism in Eukaryota, Metazoa, Arthropoda, Insecta, Diptera, Drosophilidae. Bases 48 to 338 code for a protein of 96 amino acids.